Scatophagus argus is the source of this 10026-nucleotide messenger RNA. RefSeq names its product ataxin-2 homolog. The record is from RefSeq and is a predicted model, not a curated record. Lineage: Eukaryota; Metazoa; Chordata; Actinopteri; Scatophagidae. The transcript has a single exon. The coding region runs from base 4802 to 7321 and encodes 839 amino acids.
CUCUUCAGCACAGACUCAGGGCUCUGCAUCCACCUCUCUGCUUUCAUCCCUCUGUCCCACUCGUCUCCCCACACUUUGGCAUCCAGCUCUGCUAUGAAGUCAUCGGAGCGGUCUCUGUCUCUCUGGGUCUGACACCCACCCACCCCACCCCCUCCUCUCCUCGGACUUGUUCCAGGCUCCUCACCGGAACCCACGACCCAUUUAAAGGCUUUGUGGCAAGGCAGGGAGAGGAAUGGAAAACGUUGGGGGUUGGAGGUGGGGGGGGGGUGGAAUGAUAGAAAGUGUUGUUUUGGGAAGGAAAUUCUUAUAAUCAUAUCAGACUGGUAUUAUUAUUAUUACCAUUUGAGUCUCUUGCGCACACCUUAAAUUUUCUAGUAUGGUUUUCCUUCUUAAAAAUCUGUGUUUGUUUGAGCUGGCAUGUAGCUCAGCGGUUGUUUGACAGUUGGAAAUGAUUUCCUGGAAAAAUCUCAUUUUAAAAUGAGCUUCCCAGCUACGACACCACGUAUUAUAAUGACAUGUGGCUUCACUGGAUUGGGCCGAAGAUCAGAGGAAAGAUGGGUCGGAGAGGUGGGGAGACGGGAUGCGCCCAGAGGAGAUGGAUUACGGGUAGUGUGGUCUCUCUCUCUGUAACAGAGCUGACAUAGAGGAAAUUCUGGACAAUUUAUGGGCUUUUGCUGCUGUGUCUGUGUAGUGCAUACAUGCUAAAAAAAUAAAAAGCUGUAUUUCGGUUCAGAAUUUUACAUUAACUGAGUAUAUGAUUGUCAUUUAGGUAAGGACUGGCAUCAUUGCCAUCGACCUUCAUUUUGCACUCCAUUUAGUCCCUGUGGAGAUGCUUUCAGAGACAAAUAAUCCCACUGGAAUCACAUACAAGGCAGCCAUGUACAUAAUGUCUGUUAAGUGUGCAUUACCAUUCAUCUGGCAGCAUUAUUCUUUGCAGCAGUUGUGGCAUUGUAAUCCCAUUUCCAUUUAGUGCCUCCUGCCCUACGCUCAUGCAUAAGUCAAUGUGUGUUUAACAUUCAAAUCAUGCCUUGAGUACGCGACGUGUCACACUCCAGGAGACAGUUGUUUUUAUUUCUGCUGCGGUGCUGUAUUCACUUUGAGUUAGCGUGUGAUUCUUUUUUUUUUUUAUUCAUGAAUGCACGCCAGACCAAAGCCAAGGCUUUAGCUGCGGUUUGUGUGUGUAAAUGAAAAGGGACAUUAACGAAGUGCCGCCGCUGCCUCUGCUGCACGUCAGAUGACGGCAAACACAGGGUCAAAAGGCUGAGUAGGGAUCCAGGGUCGUGUAAGCCGAAUGAGUGUGUGAUCCAUGUGUGUGUGUGUGUGUGAGUGACAGCAAAUAUCUAAAUGGGCCUUGUUGCAUGUGAACCCUCUGACUGCAGCAUUUGCUAAAGCAUGCAAACAUUGUACAUGGUUAAAACAUGCACCAGUGAGCGCACACAUCCUCAGCUGCAGGCGUACGCAUAAAGUGACCCACUGCUGGCUCUCCUGCUGGCUUAGCGGAGAUAUUAGUGUGGAGGCAGGGACUGAGAGGGCUGAGUGACAGGAAGAUGCCGAGUGUUUAUUAAACAAUGGUAGAGUGACCGAUUAUCCACAGAUCUCACUGUCGUGCAUCAUGUCUGUUUUGUUACAUUCUGCUAAAUAUAUUUUAGUGUAUUUUUCUUUCUUGCCAAAGAAAAAACAAUACAUUAUACCAGGCUUCAGUAGAAUUUUCUGAAAUCUGUUAGCAGUUAAAAGAACUCUAUAAUUGCAACCUCACUCGAGGUUCAUUUGCUGACAUUUCUAUAUGUUUUUACUUGUUUGAAUUUUUCACCAGUCAAGUCUUAUUCAGUGUAAGGUCUUUAUAAGCUUCUGCCUGGGGUGGUAUUAUAUUUGUUCUAAAAUCCCCAGCUUAAUGCCUAAAUCCCUCUGUUACAGUGAAUCUGGUGUUGUGUGCUCAGUCUGGCAAGUAUGGCAAAUGGAGGGGCAUUAGAAUUUGAAAGUCAAACAUUGUUUAGUUUGAGACAAACAGAACUCUGUGAUUUACUUUCCUGUCGGGAUUAGAUCUGCAAACUCUGAGUACACACCUCUGCCCCCGUCUCUCUGUUUGACGUUGACUUUAUGGGGAUGAUCUGCGGCACUGAGAGCCAGAGUCUCUCGAGAGAUGAGCAGCAAGAAGUAAUGAGAGGAGUGGAUGAGGUUGGGGAAAGAAGCCAGAGGAUCACAUGUACCCUAUAGGCUGCUGCCCUUGGCAUGUGUGCGUGUGUGCGCGCGUCUGUGUCUAAGCGGCUGCUUUCAAGACUGUUAACCUUGCAGUGCCAUUUGUACCUUUUUAAAUUAGGGAUGAUAUACAGCAAGCGUGACUCUCGCAAAUGAGUGUUUUCAGAUUUUGACAUCUAGGAAAAUAGUUUCUAAAUUGCAUACGCUCAGAAUAAAAGGCAGGAAAGACUGUGUGCUUUGGGUGAUGAAUGACACUCGUACUUGAAAUGACUGUAAAACAAGAUUGACUUUAGCAUAGGAGAACCUUGACUGAUAAAAUCAAAAUGGGCUUCAAAAAUUAUUUUUUUUUCCCCCCAACUCUGUGCUUUGAUUUAAUAAAUCAUCUUAAUAGUGGCUUUUGGAUCUCUGAGAGGACUCGCUCUUUCCUCCUGUCCUUCCCAUUUUAAUUUCCUUUUUUACAUAACGCUGACUAAUGUUCCUGUGACCUUACCGAAAGAAAAACGUUCUCAGGCGUCUAUGCAGCUGGUUUUGGAGCGACUGUCAUCUGCUUUUUCCUGUCAUCUUGUGAGAACAGCAGAAUGCUCCACGCUGUCUCUCUGAUCUCUUCUUACUCUAAUUACACGACCGUGAUUAGUGCCAAAGACAGACGUGCCCUCUGGAAAAUAUUCAGGAACUUUUCUCAGUAUGCUGAUAUUAACUUUUUUCACCAUCUAAAAUAUAUAUUACUCCCCCUCGCUAUGAUUAGCCCAGAGAUUAGAUUUGGAUGGAAAUAGACACUUCCUCACCUUACAUCUGUUUUCAUGCAUUAAUAAACAGGGAUCCUCUGCAGAGGGGCUCAGGUUUCAGCCACAGUCACAUAAAGCGAGAUGUGCAGACAACUAGGAAGGUUGGAACAUCGUCAGUCCUAUGCAGAACAUCACCUUGGUUGAGGAUGAAAUGGUUCAGACGUUUAACAUUAAUUACAUCGUCAUGUAUGGCUCAAGGCCAAGGCAUUAUAUAAAAUGCUUCAGCGUUAUAGCAAAUAGCUUUUUACUCCGUGGUAUAUUUGAAUGAAGCAGAAUGAGCUCAAACUCAAGAGUUUUUGCAAGGCAAAGGUUGUAGGUGCUUUGGAUUAUCUGCUCUUACAAAAAGAACCCCUCCCCCCCUUUUCACCCAUGCGCACACACACACACACACACACACAACAUACUCCCCCAGUGUUUUUUUACUUUUCUAUCCAAAGGAGCAAAUCCAGAUUACAGAGCUCUUCUAAGUGAAGGAGAUCAGAGAAGCUUUAGGAAAGAGGGGGAAGGUGUAUUUUACUGACAGUAAGUUGCAUAUGGUUAGACUUUAUGUGCUAACAGAAAUGACCAACUAAAACAAAUUUUGAUAUUCUGACUUUCUCGCGUUUUUGCAUUUAACAUCUUUUUACUCUACAAAACAGACUUAAACACUGACAAUUCAGCGCAUCAUUGCUUGAAAUUAAGAGUGAAAAAAGGGCAAACAUUGCGGGUGGAUUUUGUCAUGCAUUCUCCACCUAAUCCAUGCAAUGUAAUUUUCAGUUUCCUCCGGGUAGCAUAAAGACAGCAGGUCUGAGUGAUCUCAAAUCGAGGAGAGUGGGGCAGUGACAGUGAGAGCCACGAAGCCAUCAAGGACAUUUCAGAGUUAGUUGGGCAGCAGUUGCGUGGUGGCUCUGCUGCAAGCAUGGGGCCUGGAGGAUUAGCAUCCAAUCAGAGUGGAUUUGAUAUUUACUGACAGCACAUGGGACUUAGCUGAGAGAACUGUAUUUCAUUUGUAUUCAAUGAAGCUGUGCUGCUCGCCUGGCCUCCCCUCCCCGUGCUUUGAAUCCGGCAAAACCGAAACCUGUUGUCGACAGUGCAUCACCAACAGCUUCAGGUAGGUGACUUUUCAUGAGAGGGCGAGGGCUUUGGGGGUGGACGCUAAAUCAUUGACAUCAUCAUCAUCAUCAUCAUCAUCAUCAUCAUCACCACUAGAUACGCUUGUAUCUGGUUCAUGUGACGUCAUGGUGGGAAGUGGAAUUAAACAGGCUUUAUUUAGAUGUAAUCCCUCAUAGCAAUCGGCAGAGCGAGUAAAAUGUCCCAGAGAAGGACGAGAUAAAUCCUAUUGGAUUAGUACAAGACCCUGCCCAUCCCAACCUAUAACCCAACCUAUCCCUUCCUCCUUUUUUUUUUUGUCUUUUUUAUGGACAUUUGGUGGCCAUCUCAAGCAUGCACCCUGUUAGCAUGUCUUCCAUGGAGUAGCUGUGCAGUGUGCUGUGUUUGGUUUGGUUUGGUGUGAUGUGUUUGUGUGUGGUGUCCUCUUUCCUUGCGCACAACAAGCCGGCAUGACCAGUGAUUAAUUAUUCAAGGACCGACUGCCAAAGGGGGAGUCACCUGAUAGUACGGACGGACAGUAUUACAACCUGAUAUCAGGUGAAACGGUAGAGCCUGGUUCAUCUUUUCUUUUCUGCUUGUUCUCCACCUCCUUCACCUCGUUCUGCAGCUACAGUACAUGAAGACUUGAAAGAGAACUUUCAAAAACACAGCUACAAGCGGAACAUUUUUUGCUCUUUUGUCUGUUUUUCUUUCUUUCGUUAAAGGUUUCUUUCCUUUUUCCUUUUUUGCCAAUGCUUGUCACUAACAAACAGUUGAGUCUUGGACGCUCCCAUAGUUGGGACACAUUAGGAGGGAAUGAGGGUCAGUGGGACAGAGCUGAGAGUGUCUACGAACAGCAGGCAAGAGUAGCUGGCCGACGGAGCUCUCUGUCAUACGGGGAGGGAGGAGGGUGGUACGAGCCUCCACCAGGAGUGCAGCCCCCUGACCUGGAUUUGAAACGUGACCCGUAUUCAUACCAAGACUCUCUGUACGGACAGGUCUACGCAGAUCGACACGACCCACGGGGGCUGAGGAAGGGCUCUGUGCCUGAUCUAAACCACUACGAACGUGCACCCAUGGCUCACAGAGGAUCCAUUCCACAUCAGGAUUACUAUUCUCAUGACCCGGCCAUGACUCCUCGGCCACCGGAGGGCUUUUACCGAUCAGAACACCAGCCUCCACUGCCACACUCUCAUCCACUCAGUAGGUCGGGCUCUCAUUUUGGGAUGACACCGGGGGCUCGUUCUGCGUGGGAUCAAGGUCAGGGAGGGAGAGUAGGACCACAAGCCCCUGCAUCACCUCUACCUCCUCCUCCCCCUCCUCCAACCGCUCAUGAGUUGAAUCGGACUUACAGGGAACCUGGUGCUGUAACCGCUGCUAAAAUGACUCCAGAUGGCCAACAGCGCGUACCCUCCAGAGACGCAUCUCCUGCUCACUAUGGUAUGGAGCAUGCAUCUCCUCGGUAUGCCAGUGAGCCUCCACUUCUGCCCGGUCAGUCAGUCUAUAGUGAUGUCAAUGGCCGCUCACUGGAUCCGCAACAGCAAGGUGCUACCUGUCUAGUAGUGGAUCCUUCCGGUCAAGGCAUGAUUAUGAGGCAAGAGACGGCCUCACCUUUCACCAUCCAACAGCAGCAGCAAUUACAACAGCAGCAACUACAACAACAGCAGCAACAACAAAUACAACAGCAGCAGUUGCAGCAGCAGCAACUUCAGCAACAACAAAUACAACAGCAGCAGUUGCAGCAGCAGCAACUUCAACAACAACAAAUACAGCAGCAACAACUUCAACAGCAACAGUUACAACAGCUUCAGCAAGAACAGUUACAGCACCAUCUGCAACAGCAGCAGUCCCUACCACCUCCACCUACCAUGCCUGUGUCUGACCCUAACCUUUCUAUGACGACUCCGCUUCCUGCUCCUCCUGUCCCAGUGCAGCCUGCGGCAGUUGCCCCAGCUGCACCGGUCCCUGCACAGGCUACUCUAACUUCAGCCCCACCUCCCCCGCUUUCCGCUCCUCUUCCUGCUCCUCCUCCCACUGCCCCACAGACACCUUUGCCUGUGGACCCCAAGAAAACUGUUGAUCCUGAGUUUCUUGCCCUGCUGCGAAAUGAGGGCCUCUCAGAGAGCACCAUCUCCUCAGUUAUCCAGCAGGGAUUCGACUCUACUAGCAUGCUGGCUGUUAUGGAGGAGAAUGAUGUGCGCACUGUGGCCCCCAACCUUGGCCAGGCUCGUGUACUGUCUCGCUUGGUCCAAAACUGCAAGCGGCCCGUUGAGGCUCCGCCAGCCCCCUCCCAACCUCAAACACCAAUGCGAGGCCGCUCCAAUAGCUUUAGCCAUCGCUCAGACAUCUCCCACCACCACCAGCACCACCAUCAUCCACCACACCCUCCACAGGCUUUGAUUAUGGACCCCCAACUGAUGCCCCCACAGACCCCUGGGGCCAUGCACACCAUUGCUCCAAGGGUGGGAGAAGUAAUGGGUAGGAGGCCUAGCAGUGCCCCCUCUCAGCAACUUCUGGAAGCCUCUGGAAACUACCCAGGCCAACCACCUCGCUCCCCGGGGCCAUACGCUGGAGCAAUCAUGCCUGUUCAAUCAAGACCAAUGUCAGCCUACUCUUCUGGUAUGACAAUGCCAGGGAUGCCCAUGCAGGGCAUGCAGAUAUUGCCGCAGCAGAUGACUGGCUCAAUGCCUGCUAUAGCAGGGUCUAUCCACUCCAUGCAAGGUAUGCCACAGCAGAUGCCUGUGUCCAUGCCAGCUUUACCACAACCGCCACAACAGGUACCGAAAGCAUACUCUACCAAUUACACAGUGCCCAUGGAGCUGAUGAAGAGGGACAGGAAUCUACUGCCGUUGUCACCUAUGCAUAGCCCUCACCCUAGUCCUCAGUUGAUACGUAAGGGUGGGGGACCUACUCCAGACAACACCCUCGUCCCUAUGGGAGCCCCAGGCCAAGGCCAAGGUGCCCUGGUUGCUAACCAGAAGCUCAGUCGACGCACAGGUCCACCAGUCAUCGUCUCCACUAUGGCGUCUCCAGAUACAAGUAAAUCAUUUUUAAUUUUCUCCUUCCAUCCUUAUCAUUUGCUAUUUGAUACAUUUGGCGUUGCUUUCUCUUGGCUGUUUUGCAAGUUUCUAAUAGUUAAGGGAAACGUUCAUUUUUUGCAUGGUUUAUGUAAGACACCAUUUACCAUUCCUCUUCCUUUGAAUAGCUACGCAGCAUUAAGAAUCAUAUCAUGUUUUCACAGUUUGUUUGACAUUUGGGAUAUUCAAGGCUAAACCUAUUUUUAUCCCUCAUCAUGAUGAAUCAUUAGGAUGUCAUGUAUGUGUACCAUUUCUGCCAAUUUUUUUAUUUAUUUAUUUUUUGCUUUCUGGCUUCUACAAGUGCUGUAAUUUGUUUGCUGUUCCUUGUUUGCUCUCAUUACAUCAACAAUGGGUAAAUAAUGUGUGUUUUCUUCUUAUCAAGGCCAGUGGAGCGAACUCUAAAUGUUGCUGGCACUUUUUCUUUUCUGAGGGCUGUUGUCAGAAUCGUGAUUAAUACUGUAAGAGGAUAACUUACCAUCCGCUGUCCUACUUUUGAUUUCUGCAUUUGUCAUGAUCCUAAAAUGAUACUUGCGUCCCGCGUUCUUGUAUGCUUAUCUCUGUGAGAGCCAGAUUUGUCAGAAUUUCAUGUGCUUUGUGUGAAGUCUUUUAUUAUUUCAGUAAUCUCAUGCAGUUUUCUUGUCAAAAUGACACUUUGUCCCAUUAAAUCCAACGUAAAGUGACAUUGAUGAGGCAUUAUAUAGAGGAUUUGGGAGGAACAGCUGUCAGCAUCCUUUCUGAUACCUUUUAAAUUUUAACAACUGCACACUGUCUUCGUGUUACAGUCUGUCAGCCGAUGCAUUCAUGUGUGAACAGCUCACAUUAAGACUUUUCUGACCAGAAUAGUCAGAUAUUGUGUGCAGCAGUGCUCGCAGUCUGGGAACAUGAGGUGUCCAGGCGUGCAGUGGUGUACAUCUGUGUACAUUAUGUGUAACUGCAUUUGGCACAGUCUCCUUGAAACAAUGUAUUUUUUUCUCAUUUAGCUUCUAUUGGUUGUGUGCAAUAGCCGAGGUAAGUAAUAGGAGUCACAUUUUAAAAGCAUAUAAUCUGCCUCAACCAUACAGCGUAUAUAAAGUUGCGUAACGGUAAUUGCAGCAGUAGUUGUACACAGCUCUUGUAGCCGAGGUAUCGUUGUAACUGCAGCUGUUUUUUAUGAAGCCCUUUCUGCUCUGCCACACACCAUCUCCCCACAGCCCCCAAGCCCCUGUUGUUGUAAACAUGGAUGUCUUGUUGCAUUAUGAAAAUAAGGGUGCACCAGAGUAGCCCGGAAAGCCUUUACAGCCUCCACACAACCUUUCUCCGGUGCUGCUGCUGUCAAGGUGUACCACUAACCUUUGUGAAGUAGCAAUUAGCUUUGUCUAGUUCCUCUUGAACUGAUUUUCUUUAAAGAAUCAGUAUUUUCAUUUGAAGCGUCAUAGAAGGGCGGCGUUUCAGUGACUGCAAAACUUCUCAUUGAAUUUAUUGAAUUUUUGUCCCAAUUUCAUUCAGUUUUGAUUCCAUUUUAAAAUGCAUUCAGUCAAUGCAUCCUUAUUGUUUAAUCAUCUGAAUCAUUUACCCACAUCAGAUUAAAGCUUUAAUUCAGCAAUAAUAAAAUCUGCAAUGACAAAUUAUCUUCUUUCUCACAUCCAUGACCUGAUUAAAGUAUAUUUCAGACAUUUUGAGGAAAAAGAGUUUUCUUUUUUUCCAUCAGCACCCAGUCACCAGAGGCUGACUAGCAGCAUCACUGGACAGAUAAAAUCGAAUUACAGUGCUGAUGGCCAAUGUGUGAUUGUGUCAUUUUCUCUGUGCAGGUUGUAAUGAGAAGGGUUGGGGGGGGGGUUAAUCCUCCGCAUCCUCCAUUUCCACUGCUGCACUAAUCCACAGAUAUUCUCAUUCUGUUCAGACCAGCCUCCUGGCUUUCUGUGACACUCUGUGAACUUCGGUACAUAGCCAGUAGGUUCAAAUGGACCUAUAUGGGGGGUCAAGGCAGGCUGGGAACAAAUGAUUUAAGUGUAGCAGUUUUGUUGUCAUCUCUGUGAUUCUUAGGCCCAGGAGAGCAGAUAUUAAAAGAUCCCAAAUUGCUUGGCUGUCAAAACAGACACAUGCUUUGGAAAGGAUUUCUUCAAGUCUGCCACAUACACAUACAUCACAUUGUUAGCACACGCAGUCAGCAGAGUAGACCUCAUUUGCAUGUGGCUGACAUUUGUUGCUUUGGUAAUUUCAUCUGUUAAUGGACACAGCCGCAAAGCUGCUCUGAAAGCAUAUUCCUAAAUUGUAUGUUGCUAGGCAACGUGGGUUUUGGUGGUAAUCGUAGGCAGAUUUGUUUCUGGUUAAAGGGUCUGUCCAUUGUCAGAGGACGCUGCAAAUUUGCACACUUCUUGUUUCAACAAAAAUGACUGGCCAGUCUACCCCAUCUGGACGUAAAUAUUAAUUAAUCAUAUUCUUUCACUUCUUUUCACGUGGCGCAAGUAAAAACCAGGAGGGAUUUCUUGCCUAUGCACAGUAUGCAUUUCAGACCGAGCAAAAUAUUAUUCAUCUGUUCAGUUAAAACAACACUUUUUGCAUUAGUUAUGAGCUUUUCAUAUUCUGACGAGGUCAGACAAUUCAUUAGUUCCCGUUACUGUGAGUCGUUUAUACGACAAACUAGAACCCCCCCUACCCCCCACGCCAACAUAAUCGCUGUAGAUGAUACUGUAGGACUUGCACUCUUUCACCUCCACCCUGCAGGGUGCGUUGGCUCCCGUGCUCAGGUCAGCUCAGCUCUGAUCUGCGUGACACACUAGCCGCAAUUUCCUUCCUUGCCUAGGCCUAGCGUGAUGAUCGGGGAGGGUUAUGGCAUAUUAGUUCUGGGGAUGGCAGAUUAUGUAUUAACGGGGGUUCAGGUCAAAGCUACAGGCAGUUGUUACACUGAGUGAGGGAUUAAG